CGGCCCGGGGCGGAAGUGUGGCCGGUUGCCAUGGCGGCGACGCUGGGCCGAGUGGGACGAGCGAGCCCAGAGCGGAGGCCCGGACGACCCGGCGAGGGCAGGAGGAGCGAGCGAGUGAGUGGCCCGUGGGGGAGGGAGGCCGCGGCGGCGGCCGGGAGGAAGGGGUCCCACGCCCCCCACCCUUCCGCCCGGCGGAGCGCGUGGGCCGCCCCAUGGGGACUCCCGGCCAGGAGUGAGCUGCAAGCUCAGCCCAGCUCCCCAGUAGCUCCUCCGUGACUGGGCCUGCCUGCCUGCGGGGAGGAGUCUCCAGUUGGCACUGCUCACCCCAGCACCAGCGCUGGAGAGAAGAAGAGGACGCACCAGCAGCGGACCUUGUCCUGGCAGGAGGCUUUGCGACAGCUGCAAGGGAAGUUGCCGGGGGAAAGGAGGAGAGGAAGGAGGGGCCCCCCCCCCACUGCCGGCUUCAAGAGGAUUGCAGCCCAUGUGAGAGCCAGCGAGCAGGCAGACCGAGCUCCUUGGAGGAGUUCCCUUCAUUCCCAAACAGCUGCUAGGUCUGGCUGGCGCUCGGGAGCCUCAUUAAGGCUGCUGCUGGCUUCUGGCUGAUCACAGAGAGAUCGGAGGUGCGGACAGGGGCAGCUCUCACGGCAGACACUCUUGCCAGCUGCCUGCUUGGAAUGGGUUGGCAGCUCCAGGAGACCAGCCCGUCUUUGCCACCAGACUCCGAGGCGGCUUUGCUUUGCCGGCAGCAGCCGCCACGAGGGGACUCUUAUCUGGGCAAUGAGGUCUGAACAGUAAUGAUUCUCCCCCAGAGCACACUUGGAAAUGUACCCUCUGCACUCUGAACGGGAGGCACCCAGAGGCUGAGAAGCCUUCACUCGCCAAGCUGGACAGAGGAUUAAGACGGCUAGUCGGGAGCGAAGGGCUUGGAUUUGCACUUGCGUUUUCUUCGCUGCGUCAGGAAGCAGCCUCGGACCCUCUGGCACUGACGGUGCCAUGGAGGCUGGAGCUCGGGAAAAGAGCUGGUGAAGCCCCCCCCCCCACUCCAAGGGUGGCCCCUGCGCUCUGCAGAGUAGAUGCCAGGACCUCUCUGGAGGUAGCAAAGGAGGCUGCUCCAGCUCCUGACCAUCUGUGGCUCCUUCCCCCUGUGUUUGCAUGGAACAUUGCUGGGAAAGGGGGAUGAGGGUGGAGGUGGGGUGCAAUCUGGGACGCAGUUGGAACUGCCUGCUCUCAGCCCCCCAGCUCCUUUGAGGCCCAGUUUGUUCGUCUGUUCAGGGGACUGUGACGGAUGCCGCUCCUUCGCACCCUCCCUUCUGAUGGGCUCAAAGCCGCCACAGCGCAGGAGUAAGGCGUCCUUGCCGCUUGGCCAGACUCUUCCAAACGUGUCCCGAGGAUGCCCACUGGGGGGCUGGAAUCCCGAAAGCGCACGUGCCUGGCCCCUGUUCCGGAUGCUCCUGGGACCCUCUGACGGUGCAGCGUAGGUGAGCGUUGGGAUCUUGAGCAGCCAUGGCGGACCACCUGGAGCUGCUGGCUGAGAUGUCCGCAGUGGGCCGGAUGGGCACCCAGGAGCGGCUGAAGCAUGCCCAGAAGCGCCGCACGCAGCAGCUGAAGAAGUGGGCCCAGUUUGAGAAGGAGGUGCAGGGCAAGCGGGCCAGAGUGGAGAAGAAGAAGAAGCACAAGCAGCCGCCGCAGCAGCAGGGGAGCAGCAGGGAGAGGCGGGUGGUCUUUCCGGCCAACGUCCGGCUGCUGGAGGCUGCCUGCCGCAAUGACGUGGAAGAAGUCCACCAGUUCCUUCAAAGUGGCCUCAGCCCCAAUUUGUACAAUGAAGAUGGCCUCACUGCGCUGCACCAGUGCUGCAUCGAUGACUACGGGGACAUUGUGGAGCUGCUGCUGGAAGCCGGGGCCGACGUCAACGCCUGCGACAGCGAGCUCUGGACCCCCCUGCACGCUGCCGCCACCUGCGGGCACCUGCAUUUGGUGGAGCUGCUGGUCAAAAGAGGUGCCAACCUGCUUGCUGUCAACUCCGAUGGGAACAUGCCCUACGACCUCUGUGAGGACAAUGCGACGCUGGACUACAUUGAAACGGCCAUGGCUGACCAAGGUAUAACUCAGGAGACGAUAGAGGAGGCGCGUUCAGCUGUGGAGCGCACCAUGGUGAAUGACAUCCACCGGCUGGUGAAGGAAGGUGUCGACCUGAAUACCCCACUGGACCACAGCGCUACCCUGCUGCACAUCGCCUCGGCGAAUGGCUACCUGGAGGCUGCUGAGUUGCUGCUGGAGCACAAGGCCAGCAUGAGCGCCAAGGACAAUGAUGGGUGGCAGCCGCUACACGCUGCUGCCUGCUGGGGCCAGAUUCAUCUGGUGGAGCUCCUGGUGGCUCAUGGAGCAGAUCUCAAUGGGAAGUCAGUGCUGGAUGAGACCCCACUAGACGUGUGCGCAGACGAAGAGGUCCGGGCCAAACUGCUGGAGCUGAAGCACAAGCACGAUGCCAUCAUGAAGUUGCACGACAAGCACAAGUCACUGCUCCAGCGCCGAACCUCCAGUGCUGGCAGCCGAGGGAAAGUGGUGCGACGGGUGAGCGUGACGGAGCGCACCAACCUCUACCGCAAGGAGCACGAGAAGGAAGCCAUUGUCUGGCAGCAGGCGGAGCAGCGCGAGAGCGAGGGGGAAGCCGAGGACGAGGACCGGCAGACGGACGCCGAGCUGCAGGGCCGCACCGAGGCGCAGGAGCCGGGGGCAGCAGCGGAGGCCGAGGCGGUGGCGGAGGCGGCGGCAGGGCCAGGGGCGGCAGCGGAGGAGGCCUCCCAGCGCAACGGCACAGCCCACCCCAAGCACCUGUACUCCAAGCGGGACCGCAGCUCCUCCUACCAGCUCUCGGCGCCGGACGAGCUCAGCCUCAGCAAGGAGAAGGCCCGGCACACGCUGGCCGACCUGAAGCGCCAGCGGGCGGCCGCCAAGCUGCAGAGGCCCCUCCCGGAGGACUUCCCGCUGGGGCCGGGCGAGGCCCUCGGCCCGGACUUGGAACACAACUCGGUGUAUUUCACGGCUGCCAGCGGGGACCCCCCGCUCCUGAAGCUGACGGCUCCCGCGGACGAGACUCCGGCCGAGAAGAAGCCCUGCUGCAAGGUGAUGUGAGCCUGGAGGACCGGCCGCCGGCUGGGGGCUCACUCCACCAGGGCCGGAGCGGCGGCCUGGCUUUCCCCGAGGGCAGAGGCCCCAGCCUCAGCCGGCUGCUCUUCAGGGGCCCCCGCUGAGGGGAGGCAGCGGGCGGGAGGCGCCACCCCGCUCACCGCAGUGUCUUGGUUGCUGGCCGCCCAGCGCCAGCUCCCUGCUCAUCUUCUGGGCACGGCCGUCUCCCGAGGCCCUGGCUCCGGGUCAGAAGACGGUGGCAAAACGGCUCUCUGGGCCUGAGGGGAGCGUCCCAGCCACUGCUCGGCUGCCCGUGCCGGUUUCAGAGGGAGUCUUGCGGGAGGGCAAGACGGGACCCCCCCCCCGUGCUUGGGGUUCAGACUGUAGCCUGGCCUGGCCUGGCCCCGUCCAGCCUGGGGUGUGGGGAGGGCUGCUGUGCCUUCGCCCCUUCGGGGAGCGAUGGAUGAUCCUUGCGGCUCAAGCGUGGCGGUGGAGGCUGGGGAGGGGCGGCUGGAGUGCCCCCUGCUCUCCGUGGUUGCGAGGGGCUGCCUUCUGGGGGGCUCCCCACUGCUCCAGAGCAAGCGGGAAGGGGAGGCUCAGCUGAGUCGGAAGUGACCCUCAGCCUGCAUGCCUGCCAUCUGCUUGGGAGCUGGGGCCAUCGGGGGGGGGGUUCUUCUUGGGCUUGGCACACCGAUGCCCGCCCCAAACCUCCCCAGCAGGUUCCACCCUGAAAUGGCUGGCUGGCUGGCUGCACUCCAUGGGUGUGGGGGGGAGGGUGCCCUCUUCUGGCAUGCCCUCCCCCAUGUCCUGGAGGGCAUGCUGGGAAGCAGAGUCCUCUGGAGGGAUCCCAGCUUAUUCCUUGAGAAAGGGCCCCUCGUGGGACUCGGCCGCUCCACACCGCAGCCAUUGCUGAGGACUUUCCCCAGGAAGUAGGAGCAGGCGUGGAGUUUCCUCUCUGCCUCCUGAGUGCAGAUGGAAGCCCUGGUGGGACUGGAGUGGGCUGUGCAGGGGGCGGGUGGGCGGGGGGUGGGCACAGACCCCUCUCCCCUCCCGCUGCUCCUCUCCAGCUUUGUGAUGCAGCAGCGGAUGCCCCCUCUCCCCCCCCAACCCUGACCAUGGGGGCCUCCACGGGCAGCCGAAGGCAUUGUCCAGGCUGCCUGGGCCCCAGCAACAGGGGGAGAAGCCACUGUGUCCCCAGCCUCUGGAAGUGGCUUCCCAUGGACUUUGGCCCCGCAGGGUGGGAGGCCCUGACAUGACCAGCUGGAGGCCAGCAGGGCUGCCUCUCGAGAAGUGCCCGCAGCAGCACAGGGGCCACGUUGUGGAGCAAGCCGCCCCCUUGGGAUGCCCGCUGGCUGCCUUGGAAGAGCCGCUGAGUCGUGUUGGCUUCCUCAGCCGGGUCGUGGUCUCUCUCUCUCUCUCUCCCUCCCUCCCGGGGGCUUUUCAGGCCCUGGAUUUUCUGUUCUCUUUUGCAUCACCCUUUUCUUAAAAUGUCGACAGUGCUUUUUCUAACGCCUUGUUUUUAUUCUUGACUCUUGACUCUGGUAAGGCAAUAAACUAGUGACUUGUCUCUCUAA
Hemicordylus capensis (graceful crag lizard) is the source of this 4700-nucleotide messenger RNA. RefSeq names its product protein phosphatase 1 regulatory subunit 16A (gene PPP1R16A). NCBI's taxonomy places the organism in Eukaryota, Metazoa, Chordata, Lepidosauria, Squamata, Cordylidae. The record is from RefSeq and is a predicted model, not a curated record. The transcript has 11 exons. Gene Ontology annotation, molecular function: phosphatase regulator activity; enzyme inhibitor activity; protein binding. Bases 1504 to 3132 code for a protein of 542 amino acids. Gene Ontology annotation, cellular component: cytoplasm.